AUGAAUCCUCUUAUCCCUACCACGCGGAACUUUCGAACAUUAGCACAAUGUCCUCAGCUGGCCAUUACCGAAACCCAAGAUGAUCUUGAUAUCCGAAAUAGAUAUCGCCCUUUCUUACUAGAUCCUGUAAUCGAAGCGUCAGAUUGGAUUUCUGAGCUAGAGCUAGAGUCGGUCGUUACUCAGGUGGAAGAUAAUCUGGCCAAGACUAGUUCUAGGUUGAAAAUCUUGGUGCUCUAUGGAAGCUUGCGGCAACGUUCUUAUUCGAAGUUAAUGGCGUUUGAGGCUUCCCGAAUUCUUCACCGUCUCGGUUGCGAUGUUCGAGUUUUCAACCCAAGUGAACUCCCAAUUCGAGAUUCGGUGGAUGCUUCGCAUCCAGCGGUUCAAGAACUCCGCGCAUUAUCUCUCUGGUCCGAUGGUCACGUAUGGUGUUCGCCCGAGCAGCACGGAAAUCUUACGGCGGUUUUCAAAAAUCAAAUCGAUUGGAUCCCGCUAUCGACGGGCUCGGUCCGUCCCACGCAAGGCCGUACGCUAUCGGUCAUUCAGGUUAAUGGCGGUAGUCAGAGUUUUAACGCGGUUAAUAGUUUGAGGAUUCUUGGAAGAUGGAUGAGGAUGUUUACGAUCCCUAAUCAGAGUAGCUUGCCCAUGGCGUGGAAACAGUUUGAGGAUGAGGGCGGUGAUGGGAGUGGGAGGGCUAGGUUGUUGCCAGGUGGUAAUCGAGAGAGGUUGGUGGAUUGCAUGGAGGAGUUGGUUAGGUAUACCAUUGUUAUGCGGCAGCAUUUUGAGAUGUUUGGGGAUAGGUAUAGUGAGAGGAAGGAGAGGGUGGAGAAGGAGAAGAAAAUGAUUGAUGUUCCUGUGGAUAAGAUUUGA
This is a messenger RNA of Sclerotinia borealis F-4128, 867 nucleotides long. Lineage: Eukaryota; Fungi; Ascomycota; Leotiomycetes; Helotiales; Sclerotiniaceae. The record is from the annotation of a GenBank genome assembly.